Molecule: messenger RNA, 144 nt
Organism: Chondrus crispus (carragheen)
Lineage: Eukaryota; Rhodophyta; Florideophyceae; Gigartinales; Gigartinaceae
Exons: 1
Coding region: 1-144 (47 amino acids)
Source: RefSeq, a predicted model, not a curated record
AUGCUCCUCUCUCUUCUUGCCAAGCACAGAGGAGAGAUGUCGCAUUGCAGCGUACGAGUAUGCAAGCGUGCAAGUUUUGCAAGUUUGCAAGUAGAAGAGAGAGUUUCUGUAGGCGCAUGCACUUCCUGGGCUAGUAUCGGAUAG